Messenger RNA from Rotaria sp. Silwood2, 1044 nucleotides. NCBI's taxonomy places the organism in Eukaryota, Metazoa, Rotifera, Eurotatoria, Philodinida, Philodinidae. The record is from the annotation of a GenBank genome assembly.
AUGGCAGUAGAAUCUACAUCAAAAACUCCAUCUGGUAUGCGAAUUUAUUUAAAUCAUCCACGGAAUUUAAUUAAAAAAUUAGAAAAAAAAACAGAUUAUUUGAUAUUUAAGGGUUGUCAUCUUGAAUUGAUUGGUCCAACAAUGCCAUUUCUUGCAGCAAAUAUCAAUGUUACAUAUAGUGGUAUGGGUACAGUGCUUGCAUCAAGAAGUGCUGGAUAUUUAGUUGCUAACCUUCUUGGUGCUAUUUUACAAAAUAUUGUCAAAAAACAUUCUGAAGGUCUUCUAUUUAGCGCAUUUAUUUUACCUACUAUUGCGGUUUUUGUUACUCCAUUUGUCACAUCAUUGAUAUUAAUGUGUGUUUUAUUUUUUAUUCAAGGACUUUCGAAAGGUUUUACAGAUUUAGGUGGAAAUAAUCUCUUAUUGAGAAUGUGGGAUAUCAAUGCUGCAGCACCUUUAAAUUUAGUUCAUUUUGGAUAUCCAAUUGGUGCUGUUUUUGUUAAUUUACUUGUUCGUCCGUUUAUUACUCAAAAAGUUUUAUUAACCAAUGUUACAAAUAAUGAAGUAAUAAAUUCAACAUUAUCAUUGAUUAAUGCAACAAAAGUUAAUUCAAACAUUGUUAUUCCAUACUCAAUUACUGCAAUUUUAUGUUUUUUGAUUGCUAUUGGACAUAUCUUUUUUUAUGUUCCACAGUUGAGAAAUCAAAGACAAAAAUUACAAGUACAACAGGUCGACUAUGCUGCUGUAAGCACAAAUCCAGACAAUGUUAAUUCUUCAGUAAAUAAAGAAAGUUCUUCUUCAUAUUCUCCUCGAACAUGUGGUUAUGGAAGUUUUCAAUAUGGUUUAAUUCUUUCAACAAUAUUCAUUAUUUAUACAUUUUUUAUGGGUGGAAAUUAUCAAACAUUUUCAAAAUUUUUUUUUUCUUAUCUCAAAUUUAAUAAAUUUAAUUUAUCAAACGAAGCUGCAAGUUGGGGAAUUACUCUUUAUUGGCUUUCUUAUUCUGUAUGUAUUAUCAUCUUAUUUACACAAUUCAUUUCAAAUAGUUAA